AUGUUUCAACGCGAUCCUCGCGCCGGUGCAUUCUUAGGAGGUGACAGAGUAUCUGGACAGGACAUCCGUGAUCAAAAUGUACUUGCCGCGCAAACAAUUGCGAAUGUCGUCAAAAGUUCACUGGGACCGAUGGGAUUGGACAAAAUGCUGGUGGACAACAUUGGGGAAGUUACGAUCUCUAAUGACGGCGCGACCAUUCUAUCACUCCUGGCGGUAGAUCAUCCUGCUGGUCGCGUAUUCGUGGAUCUUGCGCAAAAACAGGACAGGGAAGUUGGAGACGGUACAACAUCUGUGGUACUCGUUGCUGCAGAGCUUCUCCGGAGAGCAAAUGAACUUGUGAAGCAGAAAAUCCAUCCCACCACGAUCAUCACGGGAUACAGGCUGGCAUGCAGGGAGGCGUGCAAGUUCAUGCAAGAUCAGCUGAGCAUCAAGGUGGAAGCGUUGGGCAGGGAGGCACUGAUCAAUUGCGCAAAGACAAGUAUGUCUAGCAAGAUCAUUGGCGGCGAUGAUGACUUCUUCGCACCUAUGGCAGUAGAUGCCAUGCUGGCUGUGAAGACCAUCAAUAGCCGCGGAGAAGUCAAGUAUCCAGUGAAGGCGGUCAAUGUCUUGAAGGCACACGGCCGGAGUGCUCGGGAAUCGCUGUUUGUCAACGGAUAUGCUCUGAACUGUACUGUCGCUAGCCAGGCCAUGAAAACGCGUAUAACAAACGCGAAGAUUGCGUGCCUGGACAUUAACCUGCAAAAAGCGCGUAUGCAAUUAGGUGUACAAAUCCUGGUUGACGACCCCGAACAAUUAGAAGACAUCCGUUCACGGGAGUCUGAAAUAACACUCGAGCGCAUCCGGAAAAUCUUGGCUGCUGGAGCCAACGUUGUUUUGACUACGAAGGGCAUUGACGAUCUUUGUCUUAAGGAAUUCGUCGAAGCCGGUGCCAUGGCCGUUCGCAGAUGUAGAAAGGAAGAUCUGCGACGAAUUGCAAAAGCGACCGGCGGUACUCUCGUAUCAAGCCUUGCCAACCUGGAGGGCGAAGAGUCGUUUGAGCCAAGCUAUCUGGGUACUGCUGAAGAAGUCGUGCAGGAGCGCAUCUCAGAUGACGAAUUGAUCCUCAUCAAGGGUAUGAAAGUUGUUAACUCAUCAUCCAUCGUGCUCCGAGGCGCAAACGACUACAUGUUGGACGAGAUGGAGAGGGCGAUUCAUGAUACAUUGUCAAUCAUCAAGCGAACACUAGAGAGUGGCGCGGUUGUUCCUGGAGGAGGCGCUGUCGAGACUGCAUUGAGCAUUUAUCUCGAGAAUUUCGCGACAACCUUGGGCUCAAGAGAACAGCUAGCCAUCGCGGAGUUUGCAAGCGCCCUUCUCGUCAUCCCUAAGACGCUGGCCGUCAAUGCGGCGAAGGAUUCAACGGAACUUGUCGCGAAGCUCCGUGCAUAUCAUAAUGCUGCUCUGAACGCGCCCGCAGGAGACCCGAAGAAGGCACUCUUGAGGUACGGUCUCGAUCUCUUAAAUGGCGAAGUACGGGACAACGUCACUGCUGGCAUUCUCGAGCCUACCGUCAGCAAGGUCCGCAGUCUGAAGUCUGCAUUCGAGGCAGCGGUUUCUCUCCUGCGCAUCGACGAUGCCAUCCAAUGUGUACCCGAAUCUAAGGGCGAACCUGAUCCUCACGCUGGACAUUGA
This is a messenger RNA of Sparassis crispa, 1668 nucleotides long. Its product is annotated as T-complex protein 1 subunit alpha. Gene Ontology annotation, cellular component: chaperonin-containing T-complex. Gene Ontology annotation, molecular function: ATP-dependent protein folding chaperone; ATP hydrolysis activity; ATP binding. Gene Ontology annotation, biological process: protein folding. Bases 1 to 1668 code for a protein of 555 amino acids. Lineage: Eukaryota; Fungi; Basidiomycota; Agaricomycetes; Polyporales; Sparassidaceae. The record is from RefSeq and is a predicted model, not a curated record. The transcript is spliced from 8 exons.